UCAGCCAGACAGCGAGAGCGAACCCGGUGUGAAUCGAGGAGGACGCACAGCAGAAACGGCCUGCCUCUGAUAGAGAACGGGGAAACCACCGUACACCUGCCCUAUUCCCUCUUCGGCGGGCAGGGAGCUUGUACAGAACAGCUCCCUGGACUGUAGUCGUUUGUUUUUGUUAAUGGUUCAAUGAAUGGCCUCCAUGGAGUCUCAUGGGAGGAGAGAUGAGCCGCUGAAGACGAACCUUUGAGUUGAAUCUCAAUCAGUCAGACGCUCCAGACGAGAAUCCGAGCUGUCCCAAUAUGGAGCUCAACAAACUGUUGACUUUCUGGAUGGUGUGUAUAUGCUUCUUGUGGGAAUGUCGAGCAGACAAGCCUGUUCAAGUUAGCACAGACCCCCAAUCAGUGGACAACGGUGUGUCAGAGCUUUGCCGCUUUGACAAACCCCUUUGCCAGGAUGAGAAUGCCAUCCUUAGUUUUGAGGCCAUCCGCAGCAUUCACAAACAAAUGGAUGACGACGCCAAUGGAAAUGUGGAUGUUGCAGAGACUGAUGGGUUUUUAAGAGAGGACCUCAAUUACCAUGACCCUAAAGCCAAGCACAACAGUUUCCAUGGCGACGACCAGUUCAUCAGCGUGGAGGACCUGUGGAAUGCUUGGAAGAGUUCGGAAGUGUAUAACUGGACAGUGGAUGAAGUCGUGAAUUGGAUUGUCGACUACGUUGAGGUGCCACAAUAUGUAGAAGCUUUCCGCAAGAUGAAUUUCAAUGGUACCGCCAUGUCCCGUUUGGCUGUGAAGAACGCCACUCUGACACAAACAGUGUUGAAGAUUCUGGAUAGGAGUCAUGUUCAGAAACUACAGCUCAAAGCUUUGGACACGGUUCUGUUUGGAGCUCCUAUGAUGAACAGACAUAACCAUCUGAAGGACUUUAUGCUGGUCGUGUCUAUAGUCAUCGGUAUAGGAGGCUGCUGGUUUGCUUACAUCCAGAACCGCUCCUCUAAAGACCACAUGAAGAAGAUGAUGCAAGACCUUGAAAGCCUCCAAAGGGCGGAACAGAGCCUUGAUGACCUCCAGCAGAAGCUUCAGAUCGCUCAGGAGGAGCAUCGCUCCGUGGAGGUGGAGAAGGUAAACUUGGAGCAGAAGUUGAGGGAUGAGAUCAACGCCGCCAAGCAGGAAGCCCAGAGACUGAAGGAGCUCCGUGAGGGAACCGUCAAUGAGCUGAGCCGACAGAAGUACGCAGAGGAGGAGCUCGAGCAGGUACGAAUGGCUCUAAAGAAAGCAGAGAAGGAGUUGGAGUCUCGCAGCUGCUGGUCUCCUCCUGAAGCUCUGCAGAAAUGGCUACAGCUCACCCAUGAGGUGGAGAUACAGUACUACAAUAUCAAGAAGCAGAACGCUGAGAGACAGCUGCAGGUGGCCAAAGAGGGGGCUGAAAAGAUCAAGAAGAAGAGAAAUACUAUGUUUGGGACGUUCCAUGUGGCACACAGCUCUUCACUGGAUGAUGUAGACACCAAAAUACUUUCAGCUAAACAAGCUCUGGGUGAGGUCACAGCAGCUUUGAGAGAGAGACUCCACCGCUGGCAGCAGAUCGAAAUAUUGACGGGCUUCACGGUGGUCAAUAACCCAGGCCUGCCCUCUCUGGCAUCCUCCCUCAACCUGGACCCCAGCUUCAUGGGCGGCCGUGGUACACCCCAGCACUUCAUGUCCGAUGACAUGGAUGACAUGGACGAGGACAUAGUGGCACCAGGAACCCUGCAAUAUGCUGCCUGGCUUAUGGGCCGUCGAGCGAUUGAUGUUUGGUCUUUGAGUUCGGACUGCCAGUCAUUUUGGAAAUACUCUGCUCCCAGUAUGAUGUCACUCCGCCAACGCCACAUGGACCCACAGCUGGCUCUUGGCUCGCAGAGGUUGGUAGAUACCUGUCUUUUGCCUGGUGGGCAAGAAGGGGAGGGUUGCUCGUACUCAUCCUGGUCAAGGGGAGCACUACGUCAGACGCGCAGCCAAUCAUUUGGGCAGUUCUCUUCAGACUCAUUGGGGCUGCCUCCACUUUCCUCGGCCAUGUCCCAUCCCUCCAUCUACUCCACCUCUGCAUCCCACACUCCCCACUCCUCCUUCGUUCCCGUCCCUCAUGCAACCCACUAUCACUCUUCAUAUUUCCAGCCCUUGGACACCAUCCCAGACAUCCCCUCUGAUGAAAGCCCACAGAGCUGCGGCAACUAUGGGGACCUGAACCGCUCCGACUCUGAUUCCUCCUUAUGUAUAUCCCAGACUGGUGAGCAGCUACGCCUUUCCUACAGCUCCAAAGGCUUCCCUAUAAAGCCCACCUCCCUUUUACACGGCCCCCACUCACGCUCCGAGGAGGGUGCCCCCUCCCAUUCGCACACUCCCAACGGAGGCAACCGAAUCCCAGAUGGGGGUGCCUCUCUGGAUGGAGGUUCUGAUAGCCCCAUUUUAAUGAAAAAGGUGUACGGCAUUGAGAAAUCCGCCAGCAUGAGCGAGAUCCAUGUCUCGCAGAUGGUGAUGUCCAUGUCAGAAUCCUCACAUUCCCUUAGCCCCAACUCCACUGAACCCGACACUCCUUCCCCCACUGGACUGAUUGGGGGCAAGGUAGGAAGCCGCAUCCCUCAGAUCUCCUCAAAAAAGAGCCCCCUAGAGGAGGACUGCGGUUCCAUAUGUGAAGAUACUGACUCUGCUUCCAGUCGCAAGAAACACACCUUCAAGAUCUUCAAGAAACAGAAGAAAUAAGAAAACCUGGACUACUGUUAUUUUUUUUUUCCCUCCCUACUUUUGUUGUUACAAUGAAUGUUUAGAUUUUUUUUUUCCUCCUCCUGGUCAGAAGUUGGCACAACCAAAUUCCUUUUCAAGGUCUUUGUGGGAACAUUUUGUCUUUUUUAGAGGAAUUGUAUUUUCAGAGGAACAACAGCAUGGAUUUUUAGGAAGGGUGGGAAUGAAUCACUAGUGGGAAUGGGUUUGAGUAUAUUUUUUUGGGACUGUAUCAGAUAAUUUAUUCAGCAGGAGCCAGUGCCAGACUUUCAAAGGAUUCUUCCACCUGAUGGACUUUUCUUUCCUUGUAUAAUCCGUAUCUGUUUGCAUGUCUAAGCCUUUGUUUGAUUGAACUUUGAAUGCUUCUAGAUGCUUGCUUGGUUCUUGUUCCCCUUUGCUUAAACAAAAUAUCCUGGUUCUUUUGUUUCUACCAUCACAAACUCUCCUUUGUCUUUCAAGUUAAAACAAAUCGUCGACUGGACAUUUAAUGGUACUCUUCAGUGUUCAUCAGUGGUGAGAAAACUGUACAAGGGCUGAACUAUUGUAUGAAACUCCCCUAAAAUAUGUUGCACUAUUCUGAAUGUUAAUGUGUUGGUUUUGUAAAAAAAAACUAAUUGUGAGGACAUGCUGGAAACACAAACAUGUUUACGCAAAUCAAGACACUGAACGUAUCUCCAAGGCUUCAGGGAUUUCUGGGAUGUGGUGGAAUUAAUCGAUUACAAAUUUUGUGUAGAUCAUUCCAAAUCAUUGAGACAAUACAAGGUGGUUUAUGCAUAUGCACAUGAAAGUUCUGAUGUGAUGUUUUUUUUGUUUUAAACAUUUACUGUAAAAUUGUGGCCUCAUUCAUUGACUGUUUCCAUUGACAUUGGAGACCCUAUAUAGAGACCCCAUUUAAAAAAUGCAAAUGAUAUAUUAUUACAGCUUUAAGAGGUCUUAAGAACAGUUUGUCAGCUUUGUUUAAAAUGGCAAGCCAAAGCCUCUGUACAUAAAAUGUAUACACUUCUGCAAGUUAAAAUUUCUUCUUCAUAAGAGCACAGAUCUAAGACUUUGAAAUACUUUAAUUGGUCUUAAAUACUUACAGAUUGUUUUGGAUACAUUGUCCAAAUUCUGGUGGAAUGACUGAAAAAUUGCAUUAGAGAAUUAGUUCUUCUGAAGUCAUCUGUAAAAGAGUGCAUUGAUAAACUUUAACUGGUAAAUGUUUACUUCAAACUUUUUCAACUGUUUUAAAAAAAUAUGGCAUAUGUUUUGUCCCACAGAAAGCGUAAUCUUUGAUUUUGAGUGCUGUUUGAGUGAAAGCAGGCUAGGCCACAUACUAUUUAUGUUAUAAUGGAGUGGUUUGCUUUUAAGUGGUCAGACUUUUAGGGUUUAACCACUGUAUACAUUUACAGAGAUUGGAGACCAGUUUCUGUUCUUAUGAUUUACAUGAUGUUCCCCAAGAUAAAUUAAUCUUUAUCAAAGAGCAGUAAAACGCACAAGCAUAUUUUGCAUAUAAAGAGUAAGGGGAUUUUAAAAAUUUUUUUAGGUUUGGUUCUGCAGUAAAGGAAUAGUUCACCCACAAAUGUCAUUAUGUGCUCCUCUUUAUGUGGUUUAAUAUAGAAUAUUCUUGCAGCUCUUUUCCAUAUAAAGUGAAUGAGGGCUUAGGUUGUCAAACUUCAAAUUGAAUGGAUUAUUGGCUCUGCUGUACUUGAGAACCGGAUCAGAUUUAUGAACAAAGCAUUCAGACCGGUUUGUAAAAGAUAUAGAUAGUCAGAACUUUUCUUCCACAAAUCGGGCAUUGCUACACUCAUGACUUCUAACGAAUGCGCCAUAGAAAGCUGGGGCUGAAUAAUGACUUCGAUUUUGACGACUUAAGUUACCCGCACAAUCGCUUUCAUAGGCUUGUGGAUCAGUUUCAUGAUACUUUGGUGGUGAAUUCAAAAGUUCACCUUUUGUGUUCCACUGAUGAAAACAAAAAAAGUAUUUUAAUGUAUUUUAAACAUUUAAGACAUUAUAGUUACAUUACUUUGAAACUAUGUGUAUCAUGCUUUAUAAAAGUGGCUUGUCUAAACAGACAGAAUUUUUAUUUUUUGGUGAACCAUUCCUUUAACUUAUUAACUGGGUGAGAUAUUGCUCUAUGCAUUUCAUUGGCUUCUACCUACGAGUUUUAAAAUCAACUAAUCUGGAGUCAAACCUAAGCAAUGCAGCACGAAAUAUGAUUCUCUGUCGAUUUUUUUGUGAAUGAUGGUAAAGGACCAUAUUCAAAUGUAUAUUAACCAAUCAGUCUUUACCAGAUUUACCAGAACUGUUGGUCAGAUGUAUUUGUUUCAUCUGUGCCACUUUUGCACGAAGAAGCUCUUUUAUGUCGGUGUGCGGCGUGUCGGUCCGGUCCAGUAAACUGCACUUCACUGUGUUGAUGCAUGUUCUCAACAACGGAUGGGAAAAGAUGGGGGGCUGUUUUACACACUGUCUCCCUUUAGAUCUUUUCCUGUUCACUUCUCUGUUUGAGUUGUUUAUGCCUAUAAUGUACAGUACAGCGAGAGGUGGGAAAACAGAAAAAAAUGUGUAUCUUCUGUAAUGUUCAAAUCUGUAGUCUUCAAAAUUGAUGGCACUCCUGCAUGAAAGCAAUAAAAAAAGGUUUUAAAAGAA
Molecule: messenger RNA, 5369 nt
Organism: Xyrauchen texanus (razorback sucker)
Lineage: Eukaryota; Metazoa; Chordata; Actinopteri; Cypriniformes; Catostomidae
Product: stromal interaction molecule 1-like
Exons: 14
Coding region: 294-2726 (810 amino acids)
Biological process (GO): activation of store-operated calcium channel activity; intracellular calcium ion homeostasis; store-operated calcium entry
Cellular component (GO): plasma membrane; endoplasmic reticulum
Molecular function (GO): calcium channel regulator activity; protein binding; calcium ion binding
Source: RefSeq, a predicted model, not a curated record